Molecule: messenger RNA, 1032 nt
Organism: Rhododendron vialii
Lineage: Eukaryota; Viridiplantae; Streptophyta; Magnoliopsida; Ericales; Ericaceae
Exons: 4
Coding region: 71-568 (165 amino acids)
Source: RefSeq, a predicted model, not a curated record
UUGGCAACCAGAACACGUUUUUGGAUCUAGUGUUUUCUGUGAUCGAUUGUGAGGCGGUUGCUCGGGAAAAAUGGAAGCUCUGAUCAGGAAGAGCGACGUUGGGAUAUCCAACACCAAACGUCAGUAUGAUCAUCGGGACAAGGAGAAAUACCUGGCUUACUUAGAACAAAGUCGUAAGACCGAGGGGUAUGAGGUUACGAUCUCACCUAGAGGGGGCGUAUAUGAUGGAGUUCUCCCAAUGGACAUGACCAACGAGCGUAGGUAUCAGGACUACGACAUGUGUGCUCAACUUGCUAUCGACAAAUACAGCUCUACCUUUAAGGAACAACUUGGUCUUGAGUUUGUCAAGGUUUUGUUUGUAACGGGUCGGAUUUCCUGCUUUAUGACCUUCUACAUAACCUUUGAGGCCAAGGAUCUUGCUGAUGGAGGCAUGGUUAAGACCUAUCAAACAGAGGUGUUAAUGGGAUUGCGCACAGGCGUGUGGAAUGUGGGAGCUAUGAGGCUCAAACCUGGCCUGGAUGAACAAGGUUGCUAUCUUAAAGGAGGAUGGUUCUGGAAAGAGGUGUAGCACGGUUAGUAUGUUUGAUUCAUCACAUCGACGCACAACUUUAGUUGGUCCACUCGCGGUGAUGUUUUCAAUACUAGGAAGAUAAAUGGAUGAUAUCGUAGUUUGAUUCAUUGACUGUUAUACUCUGCGAUUCCGCCUACUUGAUAUAGUAACAAAAGUUUGUGGUAUGAUUGUUCUUACCAUAAAUGUCACAAGGAUCUCUAAAGAAUCUAGGUCCUCUACCACCUCUCUCUGUUAAACCCUCUGUAUGGACAACUGAAUUGGUGAAGCAGAUACUUGUUGCUGCUAAGAACCAAACUGAGAUGGGAGGACUGAACCAAUAUUCUGUGAAGAAGUAUUCAAAUAGUUCUGUGGCAAGUUCUGAGAUAUGUUCUGUGACACAUUUCCUAUAGGGAUAGAUGCUUGUGAAGACUGAUUCAUAUGAGUGGCAACGAUGUAGUCUCAGUGGUCUCACUUUCAUCAUC